Messenger RNA from Vigna angularis (adzuki bean), 1769 nucleotides. RefSeq names its product aldehyde dehydrogenase family 7 member A1. Gene Ontology annotation, molecular function: aldehyde dehydrogenase (NAD+) activity. Bases 47 to 1573 code for a protein of 508 amino acids. NCBI's taxonomy places the organism in Eukaryota, Viridiplantae, Streptophyta, Magnoliopsida, Fabales, Fabaceae. The transcript has 14 exons. The record is from RefSeq and is a predicted model, not a curated record.
ACCACUUUCUCAAUCACUUUUUUCUUCAUCUUCUCUUUGCAAGAAAAUGGGUUCUGAAAGCAAGAGCUUCGACUUUUUCAAGGAGAUCGGGUUGGCUUCCUCCAAUAUUGGCUCUUAUGUUAAUGGCCAAUGGAAAGCCUCUGGUUCCUCUGUCACGUCUGUUAACCCUUCUAACAAUCAGACCAUAGCUGAAGUGACUGAAGCUACUUUGCAAGAUUAUGAGGAGGGUUUGCAAGCUUGCAGUGAAGCAGCAAAGACAUGGAUGACGAUUCCGGCACCAAAGAGGGGUGAGAUUGUGAGACAGAUUGGUGAAGCUUUGAGGGCCAAAUUGGAUCCUCUGGGUAGGCUGGUGUCUCUUGAGAUGGGAAAGAUUCUUGCAGAAGGAAUUGGGGAAGUUCAGGAAAUUAUUGAUAUGUGUGAUUACGCUGUUGGGCUAAGCCGACAAUUGAAUGGAUCAAUAAUACCAUCUGAACGUCCAGAUCACAUGAUGUUUGAGGUAUGGAACCCCCUAGGAAUAGUUGGUGUAAUCACCGCUUUCAACUUUCCAUGCGCGGUUCUAGGAUGGAAUGCUUGCAUUGCGUUGGUCUGUGGCAACUGUGUUGUGUGGAAGGGUGCUCCAACGACUCCUUUGAUAACUAUUGCUGUGACAAAGCUUGUAGCUGAAGUUCUUGAGAAGAACAACUUACCCGGUGCAAUUUUCACAUCUUUCUGUGGAGGUGCUGACAUUGGUCAGGCAAUAGCAAAAGACACACGCAUUCCCCUGGUUUCAUUUACUGGAAGUACAAAGGUUGGCUUGAUGGUCCAGCAAACAGUGAAUGAGAGAUUUGGCAAGUGCUUGCUUGAAUUAAGUGGAAACAAUGCAAUAAUAGUCAUGGAUGAUGCAGACAUUAAAUUGGCUGUUCGUUCUAUUUUGUUUGCUGCUGUGGGUACUGCUGGUCAGCGGUGUACAACCUGCCGGAGACUGUUUUUGCACGAGAGUAUUUACACAAAUGUACUAGAACAACUUGUUGGACUCUACAAACAAGUCAAGAUAGGGAACCCCUUGGAGAAGGGGACUCUAGUUGGGCCAUUGCAUACUCGUACUUCCGUGGAAAACUUUCAGAAGGGUAUUUCAGUCAUAAAAUCCCAGGCAUGGAAGAUCUUAACAGGUGGAUCUGUAUUAGAGUCAGAAGGAAAUUUUGUACAACCAACAAUUGUUGAGAUUUCUCCAGAUGCUCCUGUAGUUAAAGAAGAAUUGUUUGCUCCAGUUCUUUAUGUCAUGAAAUUUCAGACUCUGGAAGAAGCAAUUGCCUUGAACAAUUCUGUACCUCAAGGAUUAAGUAGUUCAAUCUUUACACAAAGACCUGGAACUAUAUUCAAAUGGAUCGGGCCACGAGGUAGUGAUUGUGGUAUAGUGAAUGCAAAUAUACCUACAAAUGGAGCUGAGAUUGGUGGUGCCUUUGGUGGGGAAAAGGCAACUGGUGGUGGUCGUGAAGCAGGAAGUGACUCAUGGAAGCAAUACAUGCGUCGUUCUACAUGUACCAUCAACUAUGGAAGUGAACUGCCGUUGGCUCAGGGAAUUAACUUUGGCUAGACAGCCACCCUUGUAACAUGAGGAUGAACAAAUGCAAUUUUGCAGCCAGAAGAGACAAGUUCUAUCACACAUGUUAGUCUGGUUGACUUUGGCUCAAAGUGUUGUUUGAACCUUGAACAUGACAGCUUCAAUGUAUUAGACUUAAAUAAAUGGCAAUUAAAUCUUAUUUCCAAAUAAAGUAUCUGACGUUUAAAUA